UUGCUGUAUGGUCAUGUGUCAUGUGACGUCCGCAAUAGACCAAGCCUACGAGCCCCGCCUUUGCUCCCACCUCCACCCACGUGCUCACGCAUGGUCUAUAAUGGAUAUGAGAAAUGGAGUCAAGUCUUUAAAGAAGCUGCUUUUAUUUCUUGAGACAGCUACACCAAGCCAGUUGCUAACAUUGAAUAGACUGGGCCCCAAAAUGAGAGAUCGGAUACUUUCUUUAAGAGAGAAAGGCCCCAUCACGCUAAAGGAUUUAACGAGUAUUAAAUGGGUGACCUCCAAUUCACUUGCUUUGUGGUCAGGUGAUAAUAAUGUUAAGAAAAUCCUUAAUUCCUACUGUUAUGCCAUUGAGACCUAUGGCGAUAAAUAUCCUAAUAGUGUCACGUCAAUUGAUUUGGGUACCAAAGUAGUUACUUUUACUUCAUUACUGAGGGAGGAGGGGGUUCAUUUGAAAGAAUGGCAACAAUUUGAAGUUAUAUUUAAGCCAUAUGAACUAAUGUCUUCAUACGAUCAAAUUUCUGAGCUAUUUUCUCUACUUCCAAAAACUGAUGCCUACCUCCUAGAGAGACAGUCUCACAGGACAUUAAAGUUUCCCAAUGCUGGAUUUCUUCAAGCAUCACUGCUUUUGAGGAUUGAAGAGGCAAUCCUAUACUCGAUAGGCAAAGAGCGUAACAUGACCAUACACACCAUUUCUCCUUUAAAAGUGGGACAGUAUUUUGAGCUCGAAACCCAUCCAAAAAAGAAGAGGUCUGCUGUUGCUAUGGUCAAAAGAUUGAUAGGAGACAAGGAUAAGGAAGGGAUUGUAACUCCAUUUGGUAAUACUUUAGUUGUCACUCCAGAAUUUAGAGAGUUUUACAUUGAUGAAAGAAAACUUGAUGACUAUAGCGACAGUAUAUUACAAGGGAUUGCUUUUUUGGAAUGGAUAGAGCUAUCACACUUAUUGAAAUAA
This is a messenger RNA of Amphimedon queenslandica, 952 nucleotides long. RefSeq lists its product as uncharacterized. Gene Ontology annotation, biological process: transcription elongation by mitochondrial RNA polymerase; mitochondrial transcription. Lineage: Eukaryota; Metazoa; Porifera; Demospongiae; Haplosclerida; Niphatidae. Gene Ontology annotation, molecular function: nucleic acid binding; DNA polymerase processivity factor activity. The transcript has 3 exons. The record is from RefSeq and is a predicted model, not a curated record. Gene Ontology annotation, cellular component: mitochondrial nucleoid. Bases 8 to 952 code for a protein of 314 amino acids.